AUGCUAUCCGCCGUAGCAUCGGUACUUCUUGCAGGACUCUCCGUCGUCGCUGCGCAGCUCACGGAUCCACGAAUUGUCGGGACUUGGUCGUCGAAAUCCAACAGUACAUUCACAGGGCCGGGCUUCUACGAUCCCGUAAACGAGAAGUUCACCGAGCCUCAGCACCCUGGCAUAUCGUACUCUUUCACCGAAGAUGGCUACUUCGAGUCCGCAUACUUCCGAGCGAUCGCAAACCCCCAACAACCCCAGUGCCCGAAAGGCAUAAUACAGUGGCAGCAUGGCAGAUACACAUUAGCGGCUAACGGCCGCCUCACCCUCACUCCCUUCGGUGUCGACGGCCGCCAGCUCUUCUCCGAUCCGUGUAUCCACCCGAACGCGAUAUUGACCCGGUACAGUCAGUCCGAGGAAUUUGAGCGCUACGAGCCCGUCGCCAGCGAUCCCUACCACAAUAUCCCCCGUCUGAACCUCUUCCGCUUCGACGGCUCGCCCGUGAUGCCGCUGUACCUGGUAUACAGACCUCCGCAGAUGCUGCCGACGAAGACCUUGAACCCCACCGGUGUAUCCGCGACCGCCACGAGCAAGAGCCAGAAGUUCAAGCGCUCGAAGGGCUUGGACGAGACCGAGCUGCCGUUGAACCACAGAGUGCUCAGCAAGCGGGAAGAGCUGAGGCACGCCACUGCGGACCGGUGGUGGUGGUUCGGGGUAGCUGCUACUGGGGUCGGCGGGGUGUUGUACUUCUGCUUUUAG
This is a messenger RNA of Coniosporium apollinis CBS 100218, 747 nucleotides long. RefSeq lists its product as uncharacterized. Gene Ontology annotation, biological process: 'de novo' protein folding. The coding region runs from base 1 to 747 and encodes 248 amino acids. The transcript has 4 exons. Gene Ontology annotation, cellular component: endoplasmic reticulum; endoplasmic reticulum membrane. The record is from RefSeq and is a predicted model, not a curated record. Lineage: Eukaryota; Fungi; Ascomycota; Dothideomycetes.